Trichomycterus rosablanca is the source of this 1793-nucleotide messenger RNA. It is a transcript of the gene hhla2b.2, whose product is annotated as HERV-H LTR-associating 2b, tandem duplicate 2. Gene Ontology annotation, cellular component: external side of plasma membrane. NCBI's taxonomy places the organism in Eukaryota, Metazoa, Chordata, Actinopteri, Siluriformes, Trichomycteridae. Gene Ontology annotation, biological process: T cell receptor signaling pathway; regulation of cytokine production. The record is from RefSeq and is a predicted model, not a curated record. Gene Ontology annotation, molecular function: signaling receptor binding. Bases 145 to 1218 code for a protein of 357 amino acids. The transcript is spliced from 5 exons.
AACAAGUGGCAAGAACUCACAGAUAGAGCAUGUGUGCUGUUCCCAUGCAGUAAAACCUGUUUGGAUUAUAGUUAAGUAGCUUUGUAAAGAAAAUCAAUCUCACAGUCUUAUAAGAAAUCAGAGACGAGUUGCUGUGUAAAGACUAUGAAGCAGGUCAUUUGGACUGUAGCACUGAUAGUUGUACUGGGAUCGACUUUUGGACAUGGCUCCUCAGUUACCUGUAUCUUCGCCCAGGAUUGCGUACUUCCCUGUACGUCCGGCUAUCACGACGUCAUCCACUGGUACAAAGAUGAUAACGUGGUCCAUUCGUUCUACCAGUCUAAAGAUCAGCUCAGCUAUCAGGACACGAACUAUUCCGGCAGAACGUCUCUGUUCAACGAUCAGAUCCCGAAAGGAAAUCUGUCCCUGCUUCUGAGAGGAGUGAGGAUCAGUGACGAAGGAAGGUACAAGUGCUACACGGCCGACAAAACAAGCAACAAGGAAUUAUUCGUCAAAGUGAACGUAAAGGCCCCCAUCAAAGCAGCGGAUAUAAAAAUCACAGAUAACACAAUCUCCUGCAGCACGAGUGGAGUUUUCCCAGAACCCCACAUUUCUUGGUUCAUCGAUGACAUGCCAAUAUCAGCAUCUCAUUCUAAGACGGAGCGAGACGAACAGGACCUGUUUUCACUGAACGGCACGUUGGACACACGGGUCCAGCUUAACAUUACGUACAAGUGCUCCGUCAGCUUUCAGGACCUGAGUCAGACAUACACAGCCAGUAUAAGGAAAGAGGAAGUUGAAUCGUAUUCGGGACAGAACGCGACCAUCCGAUGUCCCGCCUCUGACGGAGACCCUGAACACUACAACCUGAGUCUGAGCUUCGACGACUCCACCAACGUUCUGGCCUACAUCAGCGGCGCCUCGCCACCAUCAAACACCACGAAAACGUGGAGAGACACGGUGGUCCACCUCGUGGAAAGAGGAACGGUCACAUUCCAGAACGUGGACAGAGAGAAGCAUUCUGGGAUGUACACAUGCGAGAGGUUGGAGCACCAGUCCAGAGAGUUGGUGCUCACACGGAUGCAAAUCGAAGCAGAUUUAUCCUGGAUUGGCAUUGUGGUGCCCAUUGUUGCAAUUGCUGUCAUUGCUGUUUGCAUCACAGUAGUAAUAUAUCUCAAAUACCAAAGAAACAAAUCUCAGAAGUGCUAUCAACCUGGUCGGGUGUCCGAUCAAAACUGACCGCGUGCGAUGGAGGAAAGGUCAGAUUUAUACUGCUGGUGGGAGAUGAGAAGUGGUCGGCGACGGCAUGCGUGUCAGAUGGGUGGUGGAUGAUCUGCGGCUAACCGUGGCAAGAACGAGGACAGUGGGGUAUGAAUUGAAAAAAUGAAUCAUAAAUGACUACAUUUUUGGGACAUAUUACGCCCCCCAAUACCAAGCAUGCACGUUCUGAAUACAUCAGACUAUUGUACCUGAGUAUUGUUGCUGACCGGGUGCAGGCCUUUGGCAUGAUGAUGCGCCAUAGAACAAAGCACAAGUCACUAUUAACAGGUUGAUGGAUGUAACAAUGAGUCCAGGUUACUUGAUUGGCCUGCCCAGUCACCAGAUCUGAAUCUAAAACAACAUCUUCGGGAUGUGGUAGAUGUAGAUUCGCAUCAUGUACGUGCAGUCAACAUAGAGCAGAAAUCCUGAAGAACUAAGAAAUUUGCACUUUCAUUGUGAUAUUCUUUUGAUGUGUUUAAAUUAUUAACUUCAGUCGUCUUGUAAAUGUGUAUAUAAUGUAAUGCACCUAAUAAAGAUGUCUAUUUUUCCAUGUA